UUGCUGCCGCCGGUGAUACCGCCCACCUUUUACGCCGCCGGCAUCAACUUCCCCGAGCACGUCACCUGGGCCGCCCAGAUGCGCGGCGAAGAGCCCAACCUUCCGAAGAAGGCCGACGUGGGUUAUCGCGCGAUCAAUGCGUUGACCGGCCAGGGCGACCCGAUCAUGGUCCCCGCCGACGCAACUCAGGAGUUGCAGUACGAGGGCGAGGUCGUCGUGGUAAUCGGCAAGGAGUGCCGGAACGUCAGCCAGGACGAGGCCCUGGACUACGUCCUCGGUUACACCAUCGGCAACGACGUCAGCGAACGCUACUGGCAACGCAACGACCGCACCAUGUGGCGCGCCAAGAACACCGACACCUUCAAGCCCAUGGGGCCGUGGAUCGCCACCGGCCUCGACCCCGACGAACUGCACGUCACCAUCCAGGUCAAUGAGCGCGUCGUGGGCGAAUACGACCUCAAAACGGCGAUCUUCGGCGUCCGCGAGUACAUCAGCGACAUGAGCAAGUACCUCACGCUGGUUCCCGGAGAUAUGCUGUGGAUGGGGACCGACGGCGCCACCGAGAACAUGAAGGACGGCGACGUCUGCGACAUCACCGUCAACGGCAUCGGUACGCUAAGCAAUCCGGUGGUGUGGGGCAAGGCCUGA
Geodia barretti is the source of this 648-nucleotide messenger RNA. The record is from the annotation of a GenBank genome assembly. Lineage: Eukaryota; Metazoa; Porifera; Demospongiae; Tetractinellida; Geodiidae.